AUGGCGCCGGUGUCUGAUAGCAACUACUUUCCCUCCCUGGCGGAGUGCCUAUUCGGGGAGCGGGUGCUUCUAUCCUGGAAGCAUGUCUCGACGGCUCUAUCCGACGAGACGGCCCAACGGCAAAUAUGCCCCGCCGUCGUUCGCUUUCUAUCUGACGAUUUCGUCCACAUUCUGCUGAAGGACCCCUCUGCUGCCUUUGCGCCUCCGUCAGACGCCUCGAAGAGGGAUUUUGAGACCAAGACAGCGCCUAUCAAUAUCACAUCGAUUUCGACGGAUAAAUUGGAUGUUAAAACUAUCAAGGAUGAUACCGAAUGGCUCAGCAAGAACGCCAAAAUCAACCUCGUCGCAGCCCUCCGCGUUGCUGUCGUCGAGUUGGAGUCGCGGCCUGCGCGGCAUCUGAUGGGACCGCUAUCGUCCCAAGAUGAUACAAAUCUGCAAGACGCCGCCGGCCUCCAGAAUGGCCAGGGAACCUCAUUCUUAUCCGAGCUGGGAGCGGGCGCGGCACUGGACUCGGAUGAGAUCUCGGCCGACUUCGACAAGCCAGACGUCAGGAGACGUCGGCUGUUCGAGACGUAUCUGAGCGAAAGGAGGUCUUUCAUGAUGACCAUGGACUACAUGUACUCCAUCAAGCUCUACGGUCGACUGCCAAUCUUCACUUCUAGACUCGACGAGCUUUCGCCGCUUUAUCAGCUGAAGGGGACGCCCUCUCGAACCAGGGACGAAACGGCGACAUUGCUUCCAGCCUACUUGAAAAUCGUUACCAGCUGCAUGGCCAGCAUUGAGUCCGGCCUCGGCUCCUUGACGGAAGACAGUCUGCUGCUUCUGGAUGACAUCGAGUUGGACUGGCUCAGGAGUCUCCUGGCCGAGAUCACUCAUGCUUUGUCCGUUGUAUUCCAAAUUGUCGACAGCCUAGGAACCGAGUUCCCUCCUUCCGGUUCCAUCAAUCAGUGGUUUUCUCUCAUGGACGCGUAUACCUUCUUCGACUCAAUUCAGCCCAUCCACCCAGCUAUUGCUGAGCUGAUCAUGCCGCUCAAGACGCUUUCCGUCGCAGUGUCGAUCAGUCUCCUGAAGCCUGGUCGGUCCCUGACCUUCCUCGCCGAGAGGGAAGAAGAUCCCACCUUGCCCGAGGACUCAUUCGACGCCUACCUGAUCUUAUCAGACGUCCUCGAGCAGAUUCACAAGUGCAUCACCAAUGCUGCCGCCAUCGAUUGCGAAAGCGCUUCUCCCGCCAUCUUUGCUUGGACCCUGCUUCUCCAUCGCAUGAACCUGUCGUAUCAGGCGCGAACCGAAAAGCGCGAUAACCUGCUGCAGCAGAACGCUCGGGACCAUUUCGAAUCCGGAGGUGUCAUCCGGCCCACCGGCCGACGCAACUCGGCUGGGAGCAUUUUUUCCAUCGAAUCCUCCAAGUUCGACGGAUUUCUGGAAAAUGCAACAACGUCGAAAGAUCUCCAGGUGGUGGAGCAGCUCGCUUCCAGCGUCACCUCUCGCGGCCGCGUUUUCGAUGUCAUGACAAGCAUGGCCAUCGCGUUGGGUCCUUCAAUCGAGGGUAGCAUGUCGCCCUUGAUCAGCUCGCGCAUCAGGAACGCUUUCUUAGAGCUCCUGAAGGUCUCCUAUCCCAUCCUCGGCUACCAGUCGGAACCGCUGAGCUCCCUACUUUCCCUCCUUAGUCCAGGCCGAGACUACUGGGAUCUCUCCCCCGAGGAUUCCCUGUGCCCCCCGCAUGACAUUGUGACAUCCAUGCUGCACGACGACUAUCUAAUGCAAGCCUACUUUCAGCAAGCUCUCGAUCGCUUUCCCUACGAGUUCAUGCCUUUUAUUUCUCUCUGCAAGUCACUCUGCACCGCGUCUCUAUCCGCUGAUGACGACCAAUCCGAUGAGGUCCUGAAUCUCCUCCGGAAGACUCCAUCACUCACCUUGGUUCUUCCCGAUUCCUUUCAAGGGUACGAACUCGUCCAGGAAGACGAAAACACAAACUCUUUCUGCCUUCUGGAAGACUUGCCAUUGAUUGCCUUGUCAUCAUCAUGGAGCAGGAGAUACAUCGAGGAUGACGCCUACCGCCUACCGGCAGGAACCUGCGGACGCUUCAUUACGGACACGGGCAGAGUUGUCCUCGUGGAUUUCCCCCAUUCCACUUUAUCACUCCUCGGUCGCCGGCUGGAAAUCAACCUUAUGAAAGAAGGAUACCGGACCGAGCUUGGCAUGUUGCACCCAGCAGAGGUGGCUGAAGCCAUCUGUUUGCUCGCCACCCUUUUCCGCAUGGACUAUCUGGCGGCAACCCGGGCGGGCGGUUGCAGCUCACUCGUUCAAAAGGACAGCGAUCUGUUGCACGAGGCCAGCAAGCAUAUUAGCGGAGGGAAGGACAUCGUCACGGUCGUUUGCGACACAAUGGACCACUUUAUGCAAGACGAGCUGUCAACUUCGGAAGAGGCAGCUAUCAGCGUUGUCACCGCAUGCGUCAAGUUCCUGGACGCCAUCUUGCCAGUGCAGCCAAGCCGUGUGUGGUCCUACUUGGCGCGAAGCGAAUUGCUCAGCUCGGAUUCCAGGGCGGGCAAGCUGGUGAAGAUCACGGGAACGCUUGACCUGCCAUCAGAGCUCCUCCUCUCCUCUCUUUCGUUCUUCUCGAGCCUCAUCGACACCUCGAUGCACUCUGCUGUCCAACGUCGAGCGGGAAGCAAGCUUCUUGGAAGGCAGAAGGCCGAGGCUAACCCAUGGCUUGGCACGGCUGACAAGGUGCUCUCGGCUGUGAGCCUGUCUGUCGCCCAUGCGUGCGUUGAUGUUUUUGAAAGUUCAUCGACGUGGAGGUUCGACUCCAGCAUUAGCCGGCUGUCGCUGCUGGACAAGGUCGUUCCAGUCUUGGACAAGCUAGUCCGGUACUGCUAUGAUAUGGGCUCAUCGGUCGGCUCUGCAAACCUGACCUCCUGUCUCCGGCCAGCCGCCACCUACAUUGUCGAUUGCUUCAUGUCGCCGGCCACCGGAACCCUGCGCUUUCAACCGAUCCUCGCGUCCUUCGUCGCCGCAUUCACGUCUUUCGACUCCACCUUGUACCCAAUACGUACGAGGAUUGUGAGAAGUCAGCUGACAUCCGUCCUCACUUUUUCAACAACGCUGCUCCGAGCGGCCAGCUAUCUUCAGCAGCCGUCCACGGUUCUGGAGACGUAUCUUUUCAAGAGCUCAACCCUACUAGCGAGACUUUGUGCCUUUUCGGAACUGGUUCGCUGCCCCGCCAUAUCUCUACUUGAAUCACUCGUGGUGAAUGCUGGAAAAUCUCCUUCCGAACCUCCUUCACUGCUUGGCUACUUGGGGCCGCAGACCUCUAAAUCAUUCCUGCAGCUUCUAUCCAGCCUCGGCAAGCCAUUUUCAUUGACGCGGGAUGCCAAGACAACUUGGAGCUUCUUUUCGUCCAUCUUGAAACAUCGGCAGCAGUGGAUGUCUAACUGCCUUCUCACCGGCCAGACGCCUCGGGAGGCGAUGAAGCAGAACAGCAAGAAAAGUGAGCUUUCGUGCGACUCCGUGUUUGCCGGUGCUCUGCAGAAGCUACAGGUUCUGAAGAGCCUGGACGGAGGUGAGGCACUGGCCAUUUUGGAUUUUGUUGCAUCGGCGCAAAACUACUGGCCCUGGACGGUGUUUACCCUUCUCAAAGACACCUCAUACGUCGACGGCCUCCGAUCAUACGUGCAUGAUCUGAGGCCCUCUCACCGGACCGUCAAAACGGACGCGGUCGGUACCAGCAUCGAUGCUAGGAUCGCAGCGUAUGUCGCCGAAACGUUGGCAAUGCAGCUCUACCAUUCGCGACACCACGGCACAGCAGACGGCCUCGCCAAGAGUCUCAUUGCCGACCUCGACUAUUACCUCCGCGACGGAGUCGAGGUCGCAGGUUACAACAAGUCGCUACACAACAACUUUGCGAAGAACUUUGCCAACAAAUACUAUGGCUGUUCGCUCGACAACUUCGAACGAACUUCGCUGGAGCCCAGAGACCUGGGCAACAAUUACUACUACGACUUGGAUCGUGCCAAUGACAUGCUCCAGUUCGACCCCGGUUGGCUCGGGAAGAAAGACAACGGAUUCAAGAAUGAGAUGCGGCUUGCAAACGCGAACCUGUCGCUGGUUGACGCCCAAAUGGCCUUGUUUCAUGCGUGGGAGUUCUUGCUGAUCGAGCUGAGCAAUUGCUUGCCGAACAACGACACCCUCAUCAGGUACAUGCUGCAAGUUGCUCAGCAGUGCUUGAACGCAAACCAGAAUUCUGCUGGCCCCGAGACUGUUUUUGUCAAGCUCGUUGGCGCACGAGCGGAUCUAGCUCUCGUGCUGAUUCAGCGGCUGGCCAAAUCAUCCAUCGCAGUCAAGGACAUCAACCAGCUGCUCAGCACCCUUGUUUCCACAAUCCACAGCAUCGAGGAGCCGAACUCCAAGGAAUCGAUUGCCUACUACCGCACGCUCCUGAAGGCAUUGUUCGUCACCCUUCGGACAUACCGGUUGGCUGAUGGUAACACGACCGCCCCCGUGGACGCUGAAGUGUCAACGGUGAACGUCACGCAAACCGUACUGAACGUUCUCGAUCAAGUCGUCGGCAAGGGAUUUCGAUCUCUCGUUAGCCUCAUCCACGACAGCGAGGCUGAUGUGUCACCAGAAGACCUCACACUCCUGACGGCCAUCUUGCAAGCGAGCCUGGGACUGCCUACAAUCGAUCAGUCGCAAACACAGAUCAUGAAUAUCAUGGCAUCGCACGACGUCAUCCACGCAGCCGUUUCGCUUUUUUCCUGGGCUGAUCAACUGGCAGUACAGGGCGACCCGGUGUACGGCGAGCUGAGCAUCCUGUUUUUGCUUGAGCUGUCGACGCUGCCGCUCGUGGCAGAGCAACUUGCCUGCGACGGUGUUCUUAGCAGCCUCCUAUCGGCAAAUCUCGCCAAGUACAUGCUCAAAACCAAGGUUUCGCCUUAUGCAGAUUCGCCCGUGUCGCAGCGCUGCUUCGCCAUCUGGGCAAAAGGCCUUCUCCCGCUGAUGCUUAACCUGCUUGCGACGCUAGGCACUACGAUUGCGCCGGAGAUCACAUAUGUGCUGAACCAGUUCUCGCACCUUAUGGAAUCCAGCGUCGAUAGAUUCGAGGCUCCGGGCGCCAGCCGAACAUCGUCGAAGUCGACGCCUCACUAUCUGACGCUGUUGGCAACGUCCGAGAUCCACUCGCUGGCGCUGCUCACGCGAGUCCUCGCCGUCCUGCGCCACAAUAACAACCGAGACAUCCCGGCGAUCGAAUGGGACGCCGCCAUGCUGCUGGAAAACGUCGAGUUCUGGCUGUCAAGCAAGCGGCUGCUCAAGGAGCGACUACUGCCUCUGGGAUCACGGGAGUUGGAGUGGAGAAACACCAAGGUGGCGGCCGGCACGGGGUUUUGUGAAAAUUUGCUAGAGCAGAAGAUUGUUUCGCAGCUGGAGACGGUGAGGGACGUUUUGAGCGAGGAGCUCGAGACAUGA
Messenger RNA from Drechmeria coniospora, 5466 nucleotides. RefSeq lists its product as uncharacterized. NCBI's taxonomy places the organism in Eukaryota, Fungi, Ascomycota, Sordariomycetes, Hypocreales, Ophiocordycipitaceae. Gene Ontology annotation, molecular function: structural constituent of nuclear pore. The transcript is spliced from 3 exons. The record is from RefSeq and is a predicted model, not a curated record. Bases 1 to 5466 code for a protein of 1821 amino acids. Gene Ontology annotation, biological process: protein import into nucleus; RNA export from nucleus. Gene Ontology annotation, cellular component: nuclear pore inner ring.